This is a messenger RNA of Aaosphaeria arxii CBS 175.79, 5073 nucleotides long. RefSeq lists its product as uncharacterized. The transcript has a single exon. The record is from RefSeq and is a predicted model, not a curated record. Gene Ontology annotation, biological process: protein phosphorylation. Bases 241 to 4653 code for a protein of 1470 amino acids. Gene Ontology annotation, molecular function: protein kinase activity; ATP binding. Lineage: Eukaryota; Fungi; Ascomycota; Dothideomycetes; Pleosporales.
CCAGAACACCACGUUCGUUCCCUUUGCUCUAGGCAUCCACGAAAUGCACCUGCGCACCCCUCGAAUCCACACCCCUAGACUCUUCCGAUCUUAUAUCAACGCCGGCGCCAUGACGACGACGCUCCCCCAAGGCAGUCAUUAUACUCUUAUUAUCCCUCAUGUCUGACUAGAUUCCCCCUCCCCACGCUCACUGUCCCUAAAAUCCAUGUGUCCAACCCGCAUUGGAAUUGUAUUGCGAUCAUGGAGACUUUCGGUGGAUUCCCCCGCCGCUUAACCCAGCUAUACUCAGACACGAAGACGUCCUGCGACACGGUAGUCAAGCAGGACACCCCCAACACGCUCACCGGCGAGAACCCUCUAUAUCGCACAUUUCGGAUCCAGAAGGAACGACUAAUAUCAUGGGGAAUGGAAUGGACCGACACUACCAAGGACAAGCAAGGAGACAUCGACGAGAGUGUGGAGCGCGCGGGUUUAACGGAGACGGUCUCCAGCGUCCUUGGCAGAAUCAAAGAGAUCCUAGACGAGGCAGAGAGCCUGCAGGUGCCCGCCGCCGUGCAUGGAGGGGCAAAGACCAUGUCUGGGGAGAAGAGUAGCGGUCGACCUUCUGAUCCUGCCUUGUGGGCGGCCUCUGAGAGGUCACGCUACGAGACUUUGGCUGAGAACCUGACCACAUCCAUCGAUGUCCUAUACGACCUCUCCAGCUCGAGAAGGCAUUCCCGCGAGAGUGGCCAUCUUACUCCCACUGCCACGGUAAAGUCCCACCACGACAGGAUCAAAUCAUCAAGCGCUGCCCGCGCCAUCUUCUCUUUGCCGGAAUACAGCGAUUCAGACGUCACUCUCAUCAACCCCCGGACGCUUCCAGUCUCCACCUUACUAUCAUCUCAUCUGAACGAUCUUCCGCAGAAACAGGACCCCACGGUUCUUCCCCAGAAAUUGGAUAUAGCAGACCUUGAGCUACCCAGUCACGAACCACCCCCUUCAUACGAAAGUGUCUCUUCAGCCAUUCGAGUGAUCGGAAAACUUCGUUCUCGACACAGUUCCACCAACCCCUGGAAGACCGACGGCAGCAAGAGUAUCCAAGAACACGUACUAGUAGAAUACGCUGCUUUCGACUCUGGCUAUCGCGAUACCGGAGUGCCACCAACCACCACUCGCCUUGAUCGACUUCUAGCUCUUCUAUCCCAAUUCUCGAGCGCCCAAUCUUCAUACAGCACACUAAAGUGCCUUGGAUAUUUCGAAGAUCCACACCACCCUCGAUUCGGAAUUGUUUUCCAACUUCCCACCUCUGUGUACUCAGGAGCAACCGACUCAAGCAGUAGACAAAUCGACUUCGAGCCUGUCACGCUAUUGAACGCGCUUCAGACUGGAUCCAAAACUCUGCACAACUCAAGUAGCGCCACGCCUCCCCUUGAAGAACGCUUCUUUCUUGCUUUCACUCUUGCCCGAACAUUCCAAAAAAUCCAUGGCGAGAACUUUACCCACAAAGACGUCAACAGCAGCAAUAUCCUUCUGUUCAAGAAGAACCGAAGCCAAACCCAAUCACGAAAUAGUCGAUCACUUCAAUAUCAACUUCGCACACCCAUCAUCAGCUCCUUUGAUCUAUUUUCAGAGUUCAGCCUCGAGGAUUCAAGAAAUAUGUCCAAACCCAACUUCUACCAUCAUCCUGAAGAUCCCAAGCAUACGGGCUUCAAGCCCCGAAAUGACGGUCGACAAUUCGAUCUCUAUAGUCUCGGUCUUAUCCUGCUAGAAAUCGGUCUCUGGAUGCCCCUCUCUGAUCUGUGGAAAGACAAAUACAGCCUGGUAGACUUCAAAGAACGCAUCAGGAGUGUAUAUAUCCGGAGGUUGGCUUCAAAAUGUACCACUACAUAUCAACAAGCUGUUGCCGACUGCUUCCUUGCAGCUGAUAGGAUCGCAAAUGGGGAGGUGCUUCAAGAGAACUUCAUGCAGAUCUACGAGCCUAUUCUUAUUAGGCUGAAGAAGUGUUGCUCCCUAGAUGAAGCAGAUACAGAUCUUCAAUGGGAAAAACCAAAGAUGCCAUUGGCAGCUACUGCAAGCACGUCUCCUUCAGCCAAGCGCAAGAGUAUUAGCGUCGCCCAAACAGCAGAAACACCCCAGAGCCCCUCGCAUCGUGCGAAGCGAUGGGCCUACGAAAAGGGUUCACAGUACCUUGAACGUGCGCAGUCAUUGUCAAAGACCCUGUCAGAAGCGACCACAAGCCCUAAACACUCACCGAACCCUUCACUAUCACGCAAUGGGUCCCAGCGUUCCCAGAAGUCGCAACACAACAUCCUGCGCAAGCCCUUCUCGAACAGUGUUACGACUUUCAAGAGUCCAGUAGAGGAGCAUGCUCCAACCAUGGACUGGAGACCUCAAAACGAAGAGGAACGAUCGAUGUCUUUAAACGACUUGCAUUCAACUUCGAUGACUCCGUUAGGUUACAGGAGUGACGUAUCUGUGAUUCAGAAGCGAGACCUGGACCAGGCAGCAAGCAUCAUUCAACGCGCAUGGCGCAAAACGCGCUCCGCCCACGAAACAGAUUUGCCCCACUCCAUGACUUUUAAAGACUACAAAGACAGAAUCACCCUUCUUCAAAAGACCUGGCGCCAGAAGAAAGAGCGCACAAAUACUGUCGGGACCCUGAUCUCCGUCGCCAAUACACAAAUGAUGUCUUACGCAGGACGCCCAGAGCGCGAGCUUUACCCUACUCCCGAGCCUGAAAUCGAGCACCACAAAGUAUCAGAACAGCCUCAACUCGACACCUCAAUCAUUCAGAUUGAGAGAGAAUCGGAGCCCAAGACGCGGCCGAAGUUGCGAAUCCAACGAACAAAAUUCUCCGAACACAUCUACGAAGAAUUUGGUAAGGAGAUGCUUCCUCGUUUGGAACGCCUUCUCGAGCGCGCCCUCAAGAAAUCUGACGAGACUGUCGCUAUUGACCUCCUCGCUAUUGGAGACACUGAAGAAAAGGCCCGCCCCACCGUAUGCAUUACCUGCAGCAGUACUGCUAGGGUGAAGGCGAUCCUAGAUCAACGGUUCAAAUACGACAGCGACGUGUACGAUCUCAAGGUUCGUCGCGGCAAGAUCCGAAGGUCCAAGAUGAGCCGCUCUUCCCGUCGAGGCAAACCACCCCAUCGCUCCAUGAUGAACAUGGAUUCCUCCGCCGAUACGGGCGUUAUGAACCCGUUUCAUCAGCAAAGGCCAGUGUGCGGUGCAUCCAUCGGUGCGUAUCUUGGCGAGCACCUCCCACCAGUUUCGUACGGUGGAGUCAUCUUGGUGGAUGACGAGCCUUUGGGAAUGAGUGUGCACCAUCUCUUGGAUGCGCCGUCCGAGGAUGAAGGCGAAUAUAGUGACGAUGAUGAUGACUACGAUGAUGACUUCAGCGGCGAUGAAGCCGUUCUCUCCAGUGCACGAAGUGGUGGCAACCCAUGGCUCAUGGGCAUGGGCUCGCAGCCAGGUGUUCAGGUCUCGGCGCCUGAAUUCUCAGGUACAUGGCCAUUGGAGAUCUCCGACGAUGAAGACGACGACGACGAAGACCCGUAUGAGUUCUCAUCUGACGAGGGCUUUGAUUCGGAUGAGGAAUCUGAGGAUGAUCUUAAAGGUUCGAUCAUGUCUCGGGGCACGAUUGGUGACAUCAGGGGUGUCGCCAUUGGCGAAGGCAAGGAUAUCAAAAUCACCCAACCAGCUAUCGACGAUGUCAACGACGACUUCUUCCCUUGCGAAGAAGACCGUGAUGAUGAUCACCUCUCCUCGCAUGAGCUCGGCUAUGUGCACGCUUCUUCUGGCAUACGACGUUGGGAGCGAGACGGUGUUGUCCACGAAAUCGACUGGUCACUGCUCAAACUCAAAGAAGAACGUCUCCAGCCCUACAAUGUCGUACAGGGGGGAAGAAUGUACUGCAGCAGCUCUGAAGUCGCGCCAGAACAACUCGACAUCCGCGAGAAACUCGCUACCCCAGUGACACGACACCGCUACGAAGAGAAGCAAGACGAGUACCCAAACGGGGUAGCCAAAGUCGAUGAGCUGGGCGGCCUCCUUGUCCACUGCAACGGUCGAACUAGCGGGCUUCAAGCUGGCAUGGUCGGCCAUCAGAUGAGUUCUGUCCGCAUCCAUCGACGAAAGAGUUUUGCUCGCAGCUGGUACGUCCUAGGCAGUUUCGGUGUCGGUGGAGACUCCGGUGCGUGGGUAAUCCAGAACAACACCCACAACGUCGUGGGACAUGUCCUAGCAUACUGCGAGGUUAAUAAACUCGCCUACAUCUGCCCGAUGGAGGUCCUAUUUGAAGACAUCAAACGCACCCUCGGCGCUGAACGUAUCUACCUCCCAGGUUCACGCGAGCAAGCGUCUCCAUCAGUCCAAUCAGUCAGCCCCGCGCCCUCCUACAGGGAAUCAGAAUCCAGUAAAGUCGAAGACCUCCAAGUUGCCAUCAAGAGACUCGACCUCGACUCAGGCAUCGACGUCAGCAGCAAAGUCGGCAGCACCAGCAGUGCACGAGCAAGCCCAACCCGAAGUCGUUUCGGCGGUACCGCCGGCCUACCCGGCCUGCAACCCAUGGGCAAAGACAGCGACAAGGAGAACCUCCCCAUGCUGCGGAGCAGCAAGAUCAUCAACAUCCAAGAAAGUCGUGACGGCGGGCUGGAGAUGAUAGGGGUCCCGUGACUAUCUACUUCAGCCCUGCCACUGCUACUGUGCACUUUUAUCGCCGCCAUGCUGUGCAAGCUCCAGCUGGUGCAUGGGUGUGUGGCAUAAUUAGCAGUGACACGUGCGCAAUUGUACAUACAUAAAUCACAUCGUCUGGUGACGAGUGAACCAACGAACGAACGGAAGGAACUAACGAGAUACCAACAUUUUCUUUUUAUGGAGUUUAUCAACCCCUGGGAUGGGGGGGACUGGACUCACAAGGACGGAAUUGGCAUAUACCCCCAACAUUGUGUACCUAGGCACAUUGCCUGUUGACAUUUUGGAUCGGAGAUAUCAAGGGGAACUUUACUAUUAUUUAAUGCCAAUGAUCUAUAACUUAAGGUUUUGGCUGAGACUACUACACUCACUACCAAUAUUAAAAACUUAUUACUUUAACAA